CGAGCGGCAUUAUAACCACAACGCUAGCCCUGGUCGCAGGAGGGGCAAUUGAAGACCGCCGUGCUCUCGCAGCCGACAUACUCACGCGUCCUCGAUCGAGCAACCACGAACCUUCGAAUCGUCCCCACGCCCUCGCUGCCUCGUGCCCAUGUACCUCCGAAAAGCCCACGCACUUCGAGAAGUCUUCGCGCUUUGCGCAGUCCUCGCGCCCCCGAGCCGCACACUCAUCCUCGCAGCCCAUGCACUUCGAGCAACAUUGGCGCUUCGAGCAGCCCUCGCGCAUCCGGGCGCAUCUGGCGCCUCCAAACCGCCCCGCACGCCACCGCGCCUCCAAGCAGCUCGCGCGUCUCCGAGCAACUCAUACCUCUCUAACAACCCACGCGCCUUCGAACAACCCAUACGCAUCUAUAACCCUCGCGCACCUAUGCUGUCAUCGUGCCCUUGUGCUACCCUCGUCCUGAACAGCCCACGCACAUACAGACGAGCCUUGAGCGUCCAUGUGAAGGCCAACGCCGACAUUAGCAUAUACAACUGCAAGUAUCCCCCAAGCAAGACCUCUCCCUCCAGCAUGUCCCCUCGAGCAAGCCACAUUUCAUUGAUACAGACUGCCACUCAUCCCUCCUUCGCACACUUGGAAGCCACGACCGAAGAGCUCACCACUAAAAAUCAAAUACACAUACCCAUGGCUGGAAAUCGGUCAAUCCAAGAACAGGCGCGGCAAUGGGCAGCUGUCCGGCUCUUGCAGUCUAGCACGCUAGAUUCAGCGUUUGUUGUAGUUUGGUGCUCCAUUACUGACCGCGCAACAUCUCAACGACGAGCCACUCGACCACGCACGGUGCACAUCACAAGAGCUUGCCAUGGUGGAGACGACUUGUGUCUCAAACUUUGAUUCUGAGAGUCUUGUAUCAAAGAUUAUAUGGUGUCUCAAAUCACUCUCGGCUCGUUCGGCAGCUUUUAACCAGCGCACUCCUACGUCCUUCAUCCCAAGCCCUCUCUCCCCCCUUUCCCGCUGUCUCGUCCCGUGUUCAUACAACGUCCCAAAUCGAAGUUCUCAUACCGCGGCCUCUCUAUUUCGCUUUAUGUUCAUUGUGUCUCAUUAGCCACCUGUCUCAGCUUGCACAGAAACCAGGUCGCCAAUCUCCCCG
This is a messenger RNA of Aplosporella prunicola CBS 121167, 1145 nucleotides long. RefSeq lists its product as uncharacterized. NCBI's taxonomy places the organism in Eukaryota, Fungi, Ascomycota, Dothideomycetes, Botryosphaeriales, Aplosporellaceae. Bases 149 to 889 code for a protein of 246 amino acids. The transcript is spliced from 2 exons. The record is from RefSeq and is a predicted model, not a curated record.